UGCAAAUCCGCCCUUACCAUCGUUCUAAUUUUCAGCCCAAACGGGCGGAAAGGUCUGAUAACCAGUCCCAAGAAAUAAGCUAAAAAUCACCGAGCUUGGGAUUUUUCCUCUCGUCUCAAUGGGUUUAUCGGAAUCAACACUGUCGAUCUCACAGAGGGCGGGCGACGAGAUCACCACCGUCUCUGCGCGAUCAGAAGUCGUAGAUCCCCUCAUUGAGAGGCUCAAGGACCUCAAAAUCACAACUCCGAUACUGACAGCACCGCAGGCAGAGACUAGCUUGACGGACAUUCUAGUGCGGAAGCCCGCCUCCUCUUCUGCUUCAGUAAAUCCAAAGGUGCUACUGGAACUAUUCUCAAUGUACCGUGAUUGGCAAGAGGCAAAGGCCCAAAUGAUUAGUAAGAAGCAGGAAGAGAUAGAAAACAAGAUAGAAACGGCAGAUGCUUUGACAAGUAAGCUUCUUCAACGUUUUAAUUACUCGCUCUCAACAAUGAAGACAGCUUCCCAUCAUCUAUCUGAAGUUCAUGCAUUGCAGGUUGAAAUUGGAGAGCUGAAGGGAAGGUUGACCGAGGUGAUCAGCAACUGUGAUGCAUUAUGCAAGAGAAUUACCGCAGAGGGACCAGAAUCACUGAGAUCAUCUGUGGCUUCAUUUCCGGUGACCUCAGCCGACAUGAAAACCAGCUGUAGUUCUUCAUGUUCUCCCCAAAGAAUGUCAGGCAGACAUCCAUCCAUCUCAGAAGCCAAGUUAGAGUAAUUUACACCCUCCCUUUUUCUUGUAGAAUUUCAGAAACAUUUGACUAUAUUUACAUUUUAGAAAUUGAGGCUAUAUAAUAGCCCUCCUCAUGCCUCGAAAGGAACCCCGUAGUUUUGCCAUGAUCAAAUUUUAAGUAUACAACACUUGUACGAGCACCAUCCUGUAAACAUCCCCAGUUGGUUCAAUAAAACUUGCGUGCCAUGGCA
Molecule: messenger RNA, 957 nt
Organism: Diospyros lotus (date-plum)
Lineage: Eukaryota; Viridiplantae; Streptophyta; Magnoliopsida; Ericales; Ebenaceae
Exons: 6
Coding region: 119-751 (210 amino acids)
Source: RefSeq, a predicted model, not a curated record